Messenger RNA from Lucilia cuprina (Australian sheep blowfly), 2575 nucleotides. RefSeq names its product glutamate receptor U1 (gene GluRIIB). Gene Ontology annotation, biological process: modulation of chemical synaptic transmission; synaptic transmission, glutamatergic. NCBI's taxonomy places the organism in Eukaryota, Metazoa, Arthropoda, Insecta, Diptera, Calliphoridae. The record is from RefSeq and is a predicted model, not a curated record. Gene Ontology annotation, molecular function: transmitter-gated monoatomic ion channel activity involved in regulation of postsynaptic membrane potential; glutamate-gated receptor activity. Gene Ontology annotation, cellular component: plasma membrane; postsynaptic membrane. The transcript is spliced from 10 exons. The coding region runs from base 1 to 2472 and encodes 823 amino acids.
AUGCAUAUCGUAGCGAUAUUGUGUAAUAUGACGGGGAUACCCCAUUUGCAGUUUGAUUGGUCUGGUGACGAAACCGAAAGCAAUUUACGUAAAUAUCAUUAUACAGUCAAUGUGGCGCCAUCGGAGCAAGUAUUAUCAAAUGCCAUGUGGGAGAUUUUAAAGAGUAAAGAUUUUGAUUGGAAAUCAUUUACGAUCGUUUAUGAGAGCUCAACAAACUUAGCUCGCAUGCAACACAUAUUGGCCUGGAAACAGUUUCACAAAUCGGGUGUUAAAUUGCGUAAAUUUAGUCGUGGUGAUGAUUAUCGUGUUCUCUGGAAGAUCAUUAAUAAUUCUAGAGAAAAAUUUGUGAUUUUAGAUUGCCCGCAGGAUAUCUUGAUGGAAGUGGUAAAUGCUUCGAAAUUUUUCAAUAUGACCGGACCGUUUAAUCAUUUAUUUCUUACCAACUUGGAUACGCAUUUGAGUGGUAUAGAUGUUUUGUAUUCAAUGGAUUUUACCGCUCAUGUAGCUGCCAUACGUUUAAGAUCAUUUAUGCCAGCCCCCGUACAUGAUGAAAUGGAUGUUUUCGAAGCUGAGGAACAGGAUAAAAUCGUAUCUAUACGUACUCAGUGUAUUUAUGAUUCGGUGGUUAUGUAUUUUAAUGCUUUGAAACAAGUAUUUGAAUCGAUUCAAUUUCUAGAGCCCAGUAUAAGUUGUGGUAGGGGUUUUUGGCCUCCCGGUCAAGAGCUAAUUAAACAAAUGAAACAGUUAAAUCCCAAACAAAUAACUCCCCCCUAUAAGACCCAACGUUUACUUUUAAAUGAUUUUGGUAUACGUGAUGAUUUUAAUUUGGAAAUCUAUAAUCCUCUAAUAGAUCGUUUGACUCAUGUUUGGAAUAAACAUCAUGGUCUUGUGUCCUUUGAUAAAAUUUCAGAAAAUUCCACUAAACAGGCCAAAAAGAGAAAAUUUGGUGAAAAAGAAGAUUUUUCCCAAAAGAAAGUUAAAUACACCGUGGCUACACGUAUAGGGGAACCUUUCUUCAUGUGGCGCCCCGAACCCGAAGGUGUACAUUAUGAGGGUAAUGAAAGGUUUGAGGGUUAUGCUGUUGAUUUGAUUUAUAAAUUGGGUGAGGAGUGUAGAUUUGAUUUUGUGCUAGAACCAGUGCCCGACAAUGCCUAUGGUUCUCGAGAUCCCGUAACUGAUGAGUGGAACGGUAUUAUCCGAGAGCUUAUAGAUAAUAAUGCCCAACUUGGCAUUUGUGAUUUAACCAUUACCCAGGCUAGACGUUCAGUGGUCGACUUCACUGUGCCUUUUAUGCAAUUGGGUGUUAGUAUUCUGCAUUAUAAACCUAAACCUCCUGCCAAGAGUUUAUUUGCUUUUCUGCAUCCUUUUGCUGUGGAGGUUUGGUUUUAUCUUUUGGUGGCUUUGCUAAUAAUGUCCAUGGGUUUCAAAGUUUUAGGAAGAUUAUCUCAAGAAGAUUGGGAGGUUAAGGUUAUUAAUAAGGAAACUUCUAUAGCUGAGACACCCUGGUUCUUGAGAAAUACCUUAUGGCUGCAUAUUGGUUCUAUAUUGUGUGUGGGCUGUGAUAUUUUGCCAAGAGGCUUUCCUAUGCGUCUUUUUACUGCAUUCUGGUGGAUAUUCGCCUUGCUGAUGUCUCAAACCUAUAUUGCCAAGUUGGCUUCCUUCAUCACCGCCUCGAAGAUGGAAGGUUCCAUAAAAGAUCUACACGAUUUAGUAGAUCAAAAUAAAAUAACAUUUGGCACAGUUAAGGGAGGUUCCACUUCACAAUUAUUCUCGGAAUCAAAUGAAACUGUCUAUCGUUUGGCUUGGAAUAAAAUGGUUUCAUUCAAACCAGAAGGUUUUACAGCCAGCAACAAGGAAGGCAUGGAUAGAGUAAUGCGAGGAAAAGGUGGAUUUGCUUUUUUGCUAGAGACACCUAUAUUGCAAUACUAUGAACAAAGAAAUUGUGAAUUAAUGCAUAUAGGACAACCGUUUGGGGAGAAGCAUUAUGGAAUAGCGGUGCCUUUAAAUGCUCCCUUUAGAUCUAAUAUCAGUGUGGGUAUCUUGAAGCUAAGUGAAAAGGGGGUUUUGUACGCGUUGAAAAACAAAUGGUUUAAUAGCAACGAAACCAAUUGUGAUUUGGAUGAAAAGUCCGCCGAGGAGGAUAUUCAAUUUACCAUGGAAUCGGUGGGUGGUCUAUUUGUAGUUUUGGUAGGAGGCAUUGCCAUUGCUGUUGUAAUAGGUAUAUGUGAAUUUUUGUGGAAUGUACAAAAAAUAGCGGUUAAUGAAAAGAUCCAUCCCAUGGUGGCUUUAAAAUCAGAAUUGCAAUUUUUUAUACGCUUUUGGCUACGACGUAAGCCCUUAAAGACUUAUUACCAUCGAGGCUCAAAUUCCACUUGCCUGGGCUCUUCUACACAAUCUUCAGCCGUAACUGCUACUCAAGUUAAGGAAAACCGUAAAAAGUCUAAAAGAAAAAGAAGAGAAAAGGACUCAUAGUUAAGUCUUAUUUAGUUUAUUGUAGUUGUGUGUGCGUGCCAAUAUGUAUAAAUUUAUUGUAAUUUAAGUUUUGUAAAUAAAAAUAAAAAAAUGUAUUGAAUAU